This is a messenger RNA of Penicillium soppii, 192 nucleotides long. RefSeq lists its product as uncharacterized. The transcript has a single exon. The coding region runs from base 1 to 192 and encodes 63 amino acids. The record is from RefSeq and is a predicted model, not a curated record. NCBI's taxonomy places the organism in Eukaryota, Fungi, Ascomycota, Eurotiomycetes, Eurotiales, Aspergillaceae.
AUGGACUGGAACCGUUCCAAAACGAAUGUUGGGGAUCAGGAUCUCACCAAGCGGACAUUACAGGAGGGAUUCAGCUCUCACGCCCUGGAGAGCCGUUUCCACGUUGAAUCGAGGCGCAUGCAAGAUUAUCAGAUAAUUACCAUGAGCAAUUCAGCUGACUAUCAAUUCACUAAAGGCGACAAUAAAGCGUGA